Cephus cinctus (wheat stem sawfly) is the source of this 1292-nucleotide messenger RNA. RefSeq lists its product as uncharacterized. NCBI's taxonomy places the organism in Eukaryota, Metazoa, Arthropoda, Insecta, Hymenoptera, Cephidae. Bases 121 to 1224 code for a protein of 367 amino acids. The transcript is spliced from 7 exons. The record is from RefSeq and is a predicted model, not a curated record.
UUGCACUAACUUUACUUUUAUGGCUGUGAACGAGAAGUCGUAGAUGGGGAGUUCGACCAAUAAAUAGGUUGAGAAAGCAGCAAGGCGAAUAUUGGAAUUUAUUUCUUGAAAUGAAGGAACAUGACAAAGAACAGUUCUUCCGAUAUACAUGUAUGGAUGCACAGAUGUUUGAUCAAUUGUUAUCUAUGUUUAGAUGAGAAACUACUGAGAGAACGCGCGCGCGUAGACGCAAAAUUAGAAAAUGGGCCAAACGCUACGUUCGAACGCACGUCUGACCGUGCGUUCGAUGCCAUCUUGACUUGUUGCAUUACAUUACAUGUGUUCCAACCUUUGCGUUCGCGUUCGAACGAGCGUUUGACGAGUGUGACUGGGCCCUUAUGGGAAUCGGUCACAGUCACAUGUCAUUUUUUGAAGAGGCCACAUUGCCGUAUCAGCCAUUUGCGGCCACUUCUGUUGUGCAAAGAAAAUGAAGAUUUUGCUAUUUGUCAAAGCCUGAGGACAAUUUAUGCUGAGACUCGAGCACAACUUGGUACCGUUGUACAUGAAUGUCUUGCUAACAAAAUUGAGUAUGCACGUAAGAGCAAAUGUAUUGCUAAUGAACUACCGCAAAUCCAUGCUGAAGUAAAAUGUCUGAUGACAAAUUUGGAUGAUAUUUUAUUACAAGAAAAAGUUAUUAACAAAAAGAUAUGCAAUAUUGUGAAACAACAGGAGGAUGUGCAGAUUGAAAUUGAAAGGGAGAGAAAACAGAAAGAGAAACUGUCUCUAGAAAUGGUUGACUCGCAGCAAGAGCUGGAAGAGAAAAAAACAAAAAUGCGAGAAAAAUGGGAUGCGAUAAAGAAAGCUUGUGCUGUAUUUAAGGAGACCUUACAACUGCACAUACGAUUAGAUACAAUAGAAGAAGAGGAGUUCAUUAGGAUAUCAUUUUUUGUAAACUUGAACAUAGCAAUGGACGAGUAUACACAUUACGUGGAUUUAGUGCACAGUAACAAUUUCUGGAAAGUGAAAAAAAUUGAACCAAAUCUGGAACUUGAACAUGAGGAAGAACUAAUCAAAGUUGUGGAUUUUAAGAAACAACUCAACACAGUUCAUGUAACCAUGCUACUUUAUAAACAAUUAUUACUGUUGAAUCUGGGAUUGGAAACUGUAAAUCACAGUGUGGAUAAAUUACUUAGAAGUUACGUACAGGUCUCUGCAUUAUCUUUAUAUGGCACCUAUCAUAUGUAAUUCUAGUCAUUUACCUAAAAUACUUAAAAGUUUAAUUAGUUAUGACUUUGAGUCCUAGCAAUAUAAAC